Trypanosoma grayi is the source of this 732-nucleotide messenger RNA. RefSeq lists its product as hypothetical. Bases 1 to 732 code for a protein of 243 amino acids. The record is from RefSeq and is a predicted model, not a curated record. The transcript has a single exon. Lineage: Eukaryota; Euglenozoa; Kinetoplastea; Trypanosomatida; Trypanosomatidae.
AUGCUUGUUAAGGAUGUGAGGUUCUGCUUCAUCGCAGCCAACGUGACAAUUGGAGGACGCACCUACACGCAUAUGCAGAGUGUGUCGGAGGACGUGUGGGAGGAUGAUGUUGAGUCGACCACAGGAAUGUCUGGUGGAGUCAUUGCCGGGAUUGUCAUUGCCGGCAUCGUUUUGUUGAGUGCUCUGGUUGUCGCCGUGGUGUAUGUGUUGCGUCAGCGAAGGAAAAAAAGAAGGGAGCCACUGGACUCUGGCACACCACCCUCGCCGACGGUGCCACACUCUGUGCCGAGGGAAUCAAAUCCCCUGACAACUGACACUGCCGAGACUUCCCCGCACACUUCCCCACCCACGCCUGCUCCUCCCCAAGACGACAGUGCUGUCCAGGUGCCUGUUGUUGAACAAUCCAGCAACACAGUGGAGCGGCACAUGGACCCCACACAUAUGCAAGAGGUGGUGGACGGUAAUUCGGCCCCUUCAGAGGAAACACGCGAAGGCGGUAUGGCAAACACAGCAGAAAAUGUUACUUCUUCUGGUAACAACGUAAGCCACAACAUUGUGGCGUACCCGUCGACGCUUUAUAAUAUGUCGCCAGCGGAGUUUAAUGAAGUUUUGGUGAGGAGCGUGCAGGGAUACGUGGAAAAUCUUUACGCCACGUUGAUGAAUGGUGCGCAGCAUGGGGCCGCUCCUCAAACAACACGUGUUCCUCCUGAGCGCAGUGCAAACGAGGAAUAA